Hippocampus comes (tiger tail seahorse) is the source of this 1135-nucleotide messenger RNA. It is a transcript of the gene tmem186, whose product is annotated as transmembrane protein 186. Lineage: Eukaryota; Metazoa; Chordata; Actinopteri; Syngnathiformes; Syngnathidae. The record is from RefSeq and is a predicted model, not a curated record. The transcript has 2 exons. Gene Ontology annotation, cellular component: mitochondrion. Bases 143 to 823 code for a protein of 226 amino acids.
AUUGCUUUGCGAGCUGCUUUGAGUCCAAUGAAGGAAGAUGAAGAAGUACUUCCGGGGGUUUUCUCACGUUCUCCUGUACCUUCGGUAACGAGCCUCUCCUAUUCCUGGACAACAUUUAUUUAUUCUGUUACUGUAGGUCCUGAUGCCUGGCUUGAUCUGUUCAGCGUUACCAGGCAGGUUGAGGUCCCACCUCCUGUCCUGCAUAAGAGGGUCAUGCCAGCAAUUUUCACUUCCUUUGUGUUCUGGGGUGCGACCUUCUGCAUCCAAGCUCAUAAAUCUCCAUCAAGGCUGCCGUGGAAUCCUUACUCCCCAAAUCACAGCCUGCGUCAGGUGCUCAGAUUUGUCCACACAGAAAUACGACGUGAUUUAUAAAUUCCCACACAUUAAGCUCUUCAGAGCCGUGUCCAGGCUAAAAUUACUCCAAACUGGGCUCACUGUGAUUAUCCUCCCACCUGUAUACAUUCUGUAUCUAAUGGGAGAUGCCCCGCUCUUUCUUGUCAACUACUCGACGGGAAUGGCUCUGUUUGCUGGUGUCAUGUUGUACACGGCUAGCCACUUCUUCAGGAGGGUUGUGGGAAUGAUGUACUUGGAUUCAUCCCACAACACGCUCAAAGUUUCCCACCUGACAUUCUGGGGUAGACGCCAUGACAUCUACAUGCCUGUGUCAGACGUUAUGACUAUAGGGGACACAGGGGACUCUUCAUAUGAGACCAUACUGAAACUGAAGCGGUACAGCACUCCUCAGACUUUGUACUACUCCCCACGUUUUGGACAGGUGGUGGACAAACAGCGUUUUGAGAAGGUUUUUGGAUGUUCAAGUUGACAUUUUAUGUGUGAUAUGAUAAUGUUAGAUGAUGCAAAGACUGAAUUAUUAACAUUUCAAACCUCAGUCAGAGUAACCCAAAAAAUUAUGGAAGAGUGUGUUUUAGUACAGUUAAGUACAAUAUACUGUAAUUGACAAAGCUUUUGCAUUGGAUAACAUGAUACAAGUGAGUCCUUGAAUUAAUUUACAAUUUGGUUACAGUUGUUCUGAAGAAGAGUGUUUCUACAAUUUUCAGAUUCUCAUGCAUCUAAUAAUUGCAUAAAUACUGGAACAAGUUUCAAACACUUGUGACAUUAAACUUGUAUCACAAUA